This is a messenger RNA of Cuscuta epithymum, 2660 nucleotides long. The record is from the annotation of a GenBank genome assembly. Lineage: Eukaryota; Viridiplantae; Streptophyta; Magnoliopsida; Solanales; Convolvulaceae.
GGUUCAAAAUGUAAUUUUCAAAAAUGAAGAAUACUACUACUACAUUUAUAUUGGUCCGAAAACUGAUUUUCUAUUUGCUGGUGUGUAUCCUUCCAAACCCAAACCGCCUUUUCCUUUUUGAGUUCUUGCAUGUUGCAACAUCCACCAGCAUUAAAGAAUGCCCUAAAAACAGCCUUGAAAAUCAAUUUUCAUUGUUUUUAAACUUCACUCAUCUCUGUUCUCCGGAAAAGGCAACUGGUUUUCUUCUUCUCAGACAUAAAGAAUCCAUCACCCCUUUCGAGCAAGAUGGGUGUUCACCCUGGGCUAAAGCUUCCACCAGCUUUGCCCUUUCUGGGAAUUUUUUCUUUACUUUUUCUACAUGCAGUGUCUCAAGCCGGUAGUGAUGGUGACGCUUCUGUCAUGCUGGCUCUCAAAAAGAGCCUCAACCCACCACAAGAAAUGGGCUGGUCCGACCCGGAUCCCUGCAAGUGGAACCACGUGGGUUGCUCUGGCGAGAAGCGGGUCACCCGCAUCCAAAUCGGGCACCAGAACCUCCAAGGUACUCUCCCGCCGGAGCUCUCCAAGCUCACCCAGCUUGACCGCCUAGAGGUCCAGUGGAACAACAUUUCCGGGCCGCUGCCCAGCUUGAAUGGGUUGAGCUCGUUGCGAGUGCUAAUGCUGAGUAACAAUCACUUCACUUCAAUUUCUGAUGAUUUCUUUUCUGGCCUCUCGUCCCUGCAAUCUGUUGAGAUUGAUAACAACCCUUUUGCUUCGUGGCAGCUUCCUGAGAGCCUUCGAAACGCUUCCACCCUGCAAAAUUUCUCCGCGAAUUCCGCGAAUUUAGCAGGGAAAAUUCCAGGGUUUCUUGACCCGGAUGGUUUUCCCGGGUUGACAAACUUGCAUUUGGCUCUUAAUAACCUAGAAGGUGAAUUGCCUUCGGGCUUCUCAGGAAUGUCGAUUCAGUCUUUGUGGUUAAAUGGGCAGAAGCUUAACGGGUCGAUUGACGUUUUACAGAACAUGACAUUGUUGAAAGAGGUAUGGUUGCAUUCCAAUGCAUUUUCUGGCCCUUUGCCUGAUUUUUCAGGUUUGAAGGACUUGCAAGUUUUGAGCCUUAGAGACAAUUCCUUUACAGGCCCUGUUCCUUCAUCCUUGUUGAACCUUGAGUCCUUGAAGGCUGUUAAUUUAACUAAUAAUUUACUUCAAGGCCCCACUCCAAAGUUCAAAGACUCUGUUUCGGUUGACUUAGCUAAAAAUACUAAUAGCUUUUGUUUGCCACAGCCCGGUGAUUGUGACUCUAGAGUAAAUACAUUAGUCUUGAUAGCUAAAGCCGUUGACUUUCCAAGAAAAUUUGCUGAGAAUUGGAAGGGGAAUGACCCCUGCGCGGAUUGGUUUGGGAUAACUUGCGAGAAUGGGAAUAUCACUAUUAUUAACUUUCAGAACAUGGGACUUAGCGGUACAAUUUCACCAGAAUUCGCUUCGCUUAACUCACUGCAAAGGCUAAUCCUUGCUGACAAUAAUUUUACUGGUAUUAUUCCUUCAGAGCUCACUCGAAUUGCCACCCUUACUAACUUGGAUCUAUCAAACAACCACCUCUAUGGGAAAGUUCCAUCUUUUAAGAAUAAUGUGAUCGUUAAGACCAAUGGAAACCCUGACAUUGGUAAGGCUCAGAGUGACUCACAUUCCCCAGGCUCAAAUCCCCCGAAUCCCUCAAAUUCUGGUUCUGAUGAUGGGGAACAUCUCCAAACAUAUCGCAAGAAAUCAAAGAAUUGGGUUGUGAUUUUGGUUUCUGUGGUAGGCAGUGUCGUUGUUCUUGGUUUGUUGGGGAUGUUGGUUUUCUGUAUGUGCAAAAAUGAGCAAACGCGUUCUAGCAGAGUGCAAAGUCCUCCUAUUCCCAUGGUCAUUCAUCCUCGCGGUUCUGGAGGUUCUGAUAGUGUGAAGAUUACAGUUGAAGGAUCGAGUGCUAGUGUUGGCUCUGUUAGUGAGAUGCAUACGGUUUCCAAUAACCAAACCACAGAGUUUCAAAUGGGGGGUGAAGCUAGGAACUUAGUCAUAUCGAUUCAGGUCCUAAAGAGUGUCACAAACAACUUUAGUGAAGAUAGCAUAUUAGGCCGAGGGGGUUUCGGGACGGUCUAUAAGGGAGAGCUACACGACGGGACAAAGAUUGCUGUGAAAAGAAUGGAGUGUGGGGUUAUUGCCGGUAAGGGGCUGGCAGAGUUCAAAUCAGAGAUUUCUGUCUUGACAAAGGUUAGGCAUCGCCACUUGGUUGCCCUACUAGGGUAUUGCCUUGAAGAGAACGAGAAGCUUCUUGUCUAUGAGUACAUGCCCCAAGGGACUUUAAGCAGACACCUUUUCAAUUGGGCGGAGGAGGAGGAAGGGCUUAAGCCGCUGGACUGGACGAAAAGGUUGACAAUCGCGUUAGAUGUUGCUAGGGGGGUGGAGUAUCUGCAUACAUUAGCACACCAGAGUUUCAUUCACAGGGACCUGAAGCCGUCUAACAUUCUGCUUGGGGAUGAUAUGAGGGCUAAGGUGUCAGAUUUUGGUCUUGUUAGGCUUGCUCCUGAAGGGAAAGACUCCAUCCAGACCAAGAUUGCCGGAACUUUUGGAUAUCUGGCCCCAGAGUAUGCAGUGACAGGAAGAGUGACAACAAAGGUUGAUGUAUAUAGUUUUGGAGUGAUCUUGAU